CCUCGCUCUCGCUGCUAGAGCCACACCGUCGGGCUGGGGGCUGUGGUUGUGGCACUGGGCGGCUGCCGCGGAGGUCCUGGGCGAGCAGGAUUAAUAACUAAUAUUUAUAUAAGACAGAAGAAAAAGAUGUCGUUCCGUAAAGUAAACAUCGUCAUCUUGAUCUUGGCUGUUGUUCUCUUCUUACUGGUUUUGCAUCAUAACUUCCUCAGCCUGAGCAGUCUGCUAAGGAAUGAGGUUUCAGAUUCAGGAAUUCUGGGGCUUCAGCCUAUUGCCUUUGUCCCCAAUGCUCCUCGACAUCUGGUAGAUAGGAGAGGAGAGGAGAUUCCUGUGGUCAUUGCUGCAUCUGAAGACAGGCUUGGAGGGGCCAUUGCAGCCAUAAACAGUGUUCAGCACAACACUCACUCCAAUGUGAUUUUCUACAUUGUUACCCUAAACAACACAGCAGACCAUCUGCGGUCCUGGCUCAACAGUGGUUCUCUGAAAAGCAUCAAGUACAAAAUUGUGAAUUUUGACACUAAACUUUUGGAAGGGAAAAUAAAGGAGGAUCCUGACCAGGGGGAAUCUAUGAAACCAUUAAUCUUUGCAAGAUUCUACUUGCCAAUCCUGGUGCCCAGUGCAAAGAAGGCCAUAUACAUGGAUGAUGAUGUGAUUGUGCAAGGUGAUAUUCUUGCCCUGUACAAUACACCACUGAAGCCAGGACACGCUGCUGCAUUUUCAGAUGACUGUGAUUCAACUUCCACUAAAGUUCUCAUCCGUGGAGCAGGGAACCAGUACAAUUACAUUGGCUAUCUUGACUAUAGAAAGGAAAGAAUUCGGAAGCUUUCCAUGAAAGCCAGCACAUGUUCCUUUAAUCCUGGAGUUUUUGUUGCAAAUCUGACAGAAUGGAAGAGACAGAAUAUAACUAACCAGCUGGAAAAAUGGAUGAAACUCAAUGUAGAAGAGGGACUCUACAGAACACUGGCUGGCAGCAUUACAACACCUCCUCUGCUUAUUGUAUUUUAUCAACAGCACUCCACAAUUGACCCCAUGUGGAAUGUCCGGCACCUUGGUUCCAGUGCUGGAAAACGGUAUUCGCCCCAGUUUGUAAAGGCUGCCAAGUUACUCCAUUGGAAUGGACACUUUAAGCCAUGGGGAAGAACUGCUUCAUACAUAGACAUAUGGGAAAAAUGGUACAUUCCAGAUCCAACAGGCAAAUUCAGCCUAAUCCGAAGACAUACAGAGAUGUCAAACAUAAAGUAAAAUAGAAUAAACUAUAACCAUUUCUCAGGAAAUCCUGUUGGAUCCAUGUGUGGCCAUGCUAGGCUUCCAUGCCUAUGUGGAGCAAUCCACAAAUGAGAUGUUUCAGAAGUUCAGUAAAAAUACCAAAUUGCCUUGUUUGGCAAAGACUGUCCAUCUCUGUCUCACCAAGUGUUGCCUACCACAAUGCUCAUUGACCAGAAUGGACUAAGGCUGGUAACUAAGUAUAAAGCUAAUUUAAGAACUGCUGCUUGGUUUUAAUUUUGUAACCUGUGGCCUCAUCUGUAAAUAAAACCUACUUUUUUUCCCC
Dipodomys spectabilis (banner-tailed kangaroo rat) is the source of this 1546-nucleotide messenger RNA. RefSeq names its product glycosyltransferase 8 domain containing 1 (gene Glt8d1). The transcript is spliced from 10 exons. NCBI's taxonomy places the organism in Eukaryota, Metazoa, Chordata, Mammalia, Rodentia, Heteromyidae. Gene Ontology annotation, cellular component: Golgi apparatus. The record is from RefSeq and is a predicted model, not a curated record. Gene Ontology annotation, molecular function: glycosyltransferase activity. Bases 127 to 1239 code for a protein of 370 amino acids.